AUGUCGCAGGUGGCGGGACACCUGUUUGAGGAUGGCAAGGCAGGGUCGCUGAUAGACGACCGCGGCCACUUUUACAAGCCGCUGCAGCGCGGGCCACGCGGCGACCGUGAGCGGGCCUUUUAUGAUGUUGUGGACGCCAUGCUGCACAGCGAGCAGGCGGCGGCGGCCGAGCUGCAGCGCAGCGCACCCGUGCCGGUGCCCAACGGCGGCAGCGUCAAUAGCGCUGUCGACACGGCUGCUUUAGCGGAGGCCGCAUUGCCGUGGCAGCAGCGCCGUCUGCGCCAGCUGUUCCCCUCGUUCAGAGGGAGCCUGAAGGAACGAGGUCCCAUGGCCGUCAUGCAGCGAGAUGAGCUGGGGCUGCUUUCCGGCCGCACCAUGGCAAAGCUGGGCCUAUUGGGCAGUAGUCCCCACCGCAGCUCACCCCCGCAGCAGCAGCAGACAGCAGUGGCCGUAGCGGCAGCUGUGUCGCCUGAGCAGCAGGAGGUGCAGCAGGAGCAGCAGGGUGAGGCAUGGCAGGGCGAGGAGGUGGAGGAGCAGGAGCUUUCGGCGCAGUAUGGGCAGUCUCCCGACAGCGAUUGCUCUGAGCAAACAGGGCAGCAUCUCAUGGAAAACUUCCAUGAAGGCAUGGCUGGCGGCAGCUACGCCAGCCCAGACGCAGGUGUGCAGUUACAGGGCAGCCCCGGCGCGGCAGAUGUGCGUGGUAGCGAGGGGGGCAGCACCCUGGCGGCUGCGUUGCCGCAGCUCUCGCGACCGCCGCCACAGCAGCAGCAAACUUCUCCUGGACCAAGUGUGGAGGCGAGCUGUGAGCACCGCCACAUGAUAGAGAGCCCCAGGGAGGCCUACACGCUGCCGGAGCAUGCCCAGGCGGCGGCGCUGCUGGGCCAGCCAGCAUUUGACCGCGGCCUGAGUGUGGGAUCCAACAGCCGGCCGCCCCGCUCGCCAUUUAUGUCAGGCCUGCUGCACCACAGCCACCCUCCGGGGCCACAGGAGCAGCAGCGGGCUGCAGCAGCAGCAGUGCCGUCAGCAGGCAGUGUCGAUGGGGACAGCGGUGCACUGGCAGCUGCGCUUGCGCGGAUGUCAGGCCUGGGCACUGUCCCCACUGUCAGCAGCGAGGUGCAUUGGCUGCAUGGCGAGGGGCAGGCCACCAGUAGCAGCAGCAACGGCGGCAGCAGCGCCAAUUUUGCCACAUUGCCCUUCUCAGUGCGCAAUGCGCCACUGCUCCACGUCAUCCCCAAGUAUUAUGGCGUGACGCAGCACGAGGAUGCGCGCACACUGCUGGAGCUGGAGGACCUGGCACGCGCCUACCGGCACCCCUGCAUCAUUGACAUCAAAGUCGGCUUCCGCACCUGGUACCCACAGGCCGAUGACAAGUACAUUCAACGCUGCAAGGAGAAGGAUGAGUCCACCACGCAGGCAGCGUUGGGGUUCAAGAUCUGUGGCAUGCAGGUGUUCCGCCACGGUGCUGGCGGCUACUGGCGCGCCAGCAAGCGCUGGUGCAAGACGCUGCCGGUGGAGCUGGUGGACAAGGCGUUGCUUUCCUUUGCACACAAUGAGCACGGACUGCGCCCAGCAGACGUGUAUGGCGGCGCAGCGGGUGCCAUUGUGCAGCUGGAGGCGUUGGAGGCCUGGUUCUCGGUGCAGCGUGACUUCCACUUUUACUCUUCGUCAGUGCUGCUGCUGUACGAGGGCGGUGCCAGAAAUGCCGACCAGGCAGGGGUGCGGGUGCGCAUGGUUGACUUUGCGCACACCUUCCAGGCCGAAGACGGCGGCCGCGACACAAAUUUCCUGGCGGGGCUGCGUGCACUUCUGGCGCGGCUUCGCGCCGUGGUGCGGGCAACGGUGCAGCAGGAUCUGCCUACUGUGUAG
Messenger RNA from Chlorella variabilis, 1866 nucleotides. RefSeq lists its product as hypothetical. The record is from RefSeq and is a predicted model, not a curated record. Gene Ontology annotation, molecular function: inositol tetrakisphosphate kinase activity; inositol-1,4,5-trisphosphate 3-kinase activity. The coding region runs from base 1 to 1866 and encodes 621 amino acids. NCBI's taxonomy places the organism in Eukaryota, Viridiplantae, Chlorophyta, Trebouxiophyceae, Chlorellales, Chlorellaceae. Gene Ontology annotation, cellular component: cytoplasm; nucleus. The transcript is spliced from 8 exons. Gene Ontology annotation, biological process: inositol phosphate biosynthetic process.